AUGGCUCUCACCAACUCCAUCGUUCAGUCCACCGGCGAUCUUAGAAGCGCAGCCGUUGAACAGCGCCGCAGCAAAGAGCGUCGUGUCAAGUACCGGAACGUCAAUGUAGCCCUCCUCGGUCAGCCGCAGAACCCAUUCACAAACAAGAAAUUAGGUGCUCCCUGUUGGAAUGAUAAGAACAAGUUCAAGAUGACCCGUGACCCUAGUCUCGUGAAAGUCUGCCACUGCUGCCAGUGCCGAGGCUGGAACACCAAGGAGCUUGCCAAAAAGAGGGCUGCUCGCAAGUUGUACUUUGAUGAUGAGAUUUGCACCGCCCGAACCAACCCUCUGAGCCCUUCGGCGGCGUUGGAAGACCGUUGGGAGGAUUCAUCGUCGGAUAACGACUCUAUUGCCGGUAUCGCGUACUCCUAUGACCAGUCCGGACCACGUGCCGGAACCGACACCCUUAGUUAUGCCGUAACAGAGGCUGUUAAGAAGUUUGAGCACAAGGAGUUGACAACUCUGAUCAAGAACGAGUAUGAAGUUGUUGAUUAUGAGGACUCUGACGAGGAGUUUGAGCUGGUUUAA
This is a messenger RNA of Morchella importuna, 567 nucleotides long. RefSeq lists its product as uncharacterized. NCBI's taxonomy places the organism in Eukaryota, Fungi, Ascomycota, Pezizomycetes, Pezizales, Morchellaceae. Bases 1 to 567 code for a protein of 188 amino acids. The transcript has 3 exons. The record is from RefSeq and is a predicted model, not a curated record.